GUGAAAUCCUCAUGUCGGACCUGCCCCAAAGCUCAUCACGUCCAUUACGUCCACUCCUACCAGCCACUUCCCCUGGCCGACCUGCGGGGCAAACAAAGCCAAGGGACAGUGAUCGGGAGACGGCUGUCCGCGCGCACGCUCGUGCAGCGUGCGAACCCUGCCGCAAACGUAGGACUAAGUGAGAUGCAAUGUGCAAAUGCGGUCUACGAGGAACUCUUUGACGCGCUUCGAACGAGGGACCGCUGCGAUGUAGGCGCAAUAGUGCAGCAAGUCAGGAGUGGCGCAGACGCCGAUACUAUACUUAAACGCAUCCGGACCGGCGACCUCUUGUUACAGCUCGCUCUCGCUCCAGAAACCAGGUAUCGAUACGAGUUUCCGUAUCUGCGUGAGAUCCCCGCGUUCUUGCUGACCCCAGACAAUCCGUAUUCAAACACUGUCAUACACGAAUACACACCCAGGCGGAGCGACUCCGAUGAUCAGACGUCUAUGACCCCAAUCAAUGUCAGCAGAUAUGGAAGUGCGUAUUGGACUCCUCACCACGCGGCACGAUAUGUAGACGCGAACUUGGAACGGGUCAAGCCAUCCAUGUGGACCUCAGUCAGCUCCGAUGAUUCCCUGAUGCGAGAAAUGCUCGGAUUGUACUUUGGCAAUGAGUAUCAAGGCGCCCCCUUCUUCCAGAAAGACUAUUUCCUCGAGGACAUGGCUGCAGGGCGCCGUCAAUACUGCUCGCCCUUGCUUGUCAAUGCAAUACUGGCAGUGGCGUGUCACUCUUAUACCAGUCACAAGGACCGCGUUGAGUUUUGGAACUGCGAUACUCUUUGCUACCGCUUCCUUGCUGAGAGUCGUCGCUUCCUAGAAUUGGAGUUGCUGAAACCUACGCUCACGACUGUCCAAGCCUUACUUCUGCUUCAGAUCGUGGCUUGCUUCAAUGGGGCAGACGGAGUCGGGUACCACGUUUAUAUGACGCAAGCUGUAAAAAUGGCCAUAAAGCUGCGACUACUCGAGGAUCUCACCAACGCAGGUCGGAAGGAGCAGAAUGCCCGAAAUUUCACAGCUUGGGUUCUGUAUGCGUGGCAAGGGCUCCUGGCAUACCAGCACCACCUUCCGCCAUUGAUCACCGCUCCUCCCGUGAAACCAUUGCCACAUCCAGUAGACGACCGAGGAUGGUACGGCGAGAUUGCGUACAAGUUUCCAGCUUCUCCCACCCUACAUGUCGCUCAUUUUGGACCUUUGUUUAAAGCGUUGGUAGAAAUCUGGACCAUUUCAUUAGAUAUUGCAGCCCGUUACUGUACCGAGAGUUCUAGUAUGUCAGAACUCUCGAUUCCGGACGUCUGUCAUUACUACACCAAGCUGAUGCAGUGGGAGAGCGCUCUUCCCGAGUUUCUAAAACCGCAUCGAAUUGUUACGCCAUACCAACUGCAGCUUCAUAUGUGGUUCAAGAACACCGUCAUCAAGCUGCUGGAAGAACCCAUGACAACACGCCUGGAGGGCCCUGAUCACUUGACUGACGUACUAAACUACCUGGGGAGUCAUCCCCGAGCGAUCUUGGCUGAAACAAAGAGACACUUUGAGACAAUCAUUCGCAUAUUCUACCUAAGACAUGGCUUCGAGGCGAUGAACAUGAACAACUGCCACUUUCUCAGCCUAUUCGCAUUCGUGGUACAUGCUGCCAUCCAGUCUCGGACUUCAGACUCGCAACUACAAUCUUUCCAGUCGAGUGUUGUUUUGGCAGCAACAGGCUUGCGCAACCAAUGCCAUUCGACCUACGUCGCUCGGAUGGUUUUUCAUGCCGUACGGGGUGCGAUGGGACCAGAAUUGGCCUCACUGAUCGACAAAUAUACAGAACAGGGGAGUAUCAAGGAGACCGAGCCACCGGAGGGCUGGGAGCCGUUCACGACCUGGACAUUUGACUCGGGUAGUAUUGCAGAUGACAAGGAGACUUUAAAUCUUGGUAAGCUCUUUGAUGCGGCGAGGCUGAGCGAUGUGCCAAAAUCUGUAGCUUAGGGAUGCAUCUUAAAGGAGCGAUCGCAGCCAUCAUUCAACUGGGAGCUGCGAUUGAAGCCGUUUCUUUCGCCAGCAUGUCGUCACCAACAAGUCAGCAGACAGCCUCAACAUUCUGUGGUACUGUCAUGUGUCUGCAUGAAUCAGCACAAUCCCUACAUUUUACCCCGUUAGGGAUCUCAAA
Molecule: messenger RNA, 2185 nt
Organism: Boeremia exigua
Lineage: Eukaryota; Fungi; Ascomycota; Dothideomycetes; Pleosporales; Didymellaceae
Exons: 5
Coding region: 184-2004 (606 amino acids)
Biological process (GO): DNA-templated transcription
Molecular function (GO): DNA binding; zinc ion binding
Source: RefSeq, a predicted model, not a curated record